AUAUGUCUGACUCGUUCUAACUCCACGUUUACUUUUUACAAAAAAAAAACAAUUUAUAUUCGUGUACAUAUUGUCGUGUAUGGCUGAUUUGGGCAAGAUAUCUGUCAUAGAAUAUAUUUUUAAUUGUUGAUCAAGAUUCCUUUUUUGUGAUUAUUGCAUUAACAAAUUCAGCGAAAAAAUCAUUGUUUAUAAAAAAAUAAAAAAAUGUAUCAUUUGAACAAAUUAGCAAAGUCAGCUGGACCAUUUAAGCCGGUUGUUGAUAUUUCACGUGCAUUUCCAAUUGUAAUACAACAUCAAUUAAGAAAUUAUGCUGAUCAUAAAAUCCCAGAUCGUUUAAAAGAUAUUGCAAGUGAUGAAAACCCAAGAUUCUUUAAUAUGAUUGAAUAUUUUUUUCAUCGUGCUUGUCAAAUAAGUGAAGACAAGCUUGUUGAAGAUGUUGGCAAAAGAUCUAAAAUGACUAUUGAAGAAAAGCGUAAAAAAGUCAAAGGAAUUUUGAUGUUAAUGGAACCUUGCGAUCAUAUUUUGGAAACAACAUUUCCAUUGAGGCGUGAUUCUGGUGAUUAUGAAAUGAUUACUGGUUAUCGAGCUCAACAUUCCACUCAUAGAACACCUUGCAAAGGAGGUAUACGUUUUUCAAUGGAUGUCAGCAGAGAUGAAGUCAAGGCUUUAUCAGCAUUGAUGACUUUUAAGUGUGCAUGUGUUGAUGUGCCAUUUGGUGGUGCCAAAGCUGGCAUUAAGAUCGAUCCAAAAAAAUAUUCUGAGCAUGAAUUGGAAAAAAUAACACGUAGAUUUACCCUGGAAUUGGCCAAGAAAGGAUUUAUUGGACCUGGUGUCGAUGUACCAGCACCAGAUAUGGGAACAGGUGAACGUGAAAUGUCAUGGAUUGCUGAUACAUAUGCUAAAACAAUUGGUCAUCUUGAUAUAAAUGCACAUGCAUGUGUUACUGGUAAACCAAUAAAUCAAGGUGGUAUACAUGGACGCAUAUCAGCAACAGGUCGUGGUGUUUUUCAUGGAAUCGAAAAUUUUAUAAAUGAAGCAAAUUAUAUGAGUAUGAUUGGUACAACACCUGGAUGGGGUGGUAAAACAUUUAUUGUACAAGGUUUUGGUAAUGUUGGAUUACAUUCAAUGCGUUAUUUACAUCGUGCUGGUGCAAUAUGUACUGGUGUUAUUGAGCAUGAUGGUUCAAUUUAUAAUCCUGAUGGUAUUGAUCCAAAAGCACUUGAAGAUUAUAGAAUUGAAAAUGGUACUGUUGUUGGUUUUCCUGGUGCUCAACCAUAUACUGGUGAAAAUUUAAUGUUUGAAGAAUGUGAUAUAUUCAUACCUGCUGCUAUUGAGAAAGUUAUAAACAAAGAUAAUGCUCAUAGGAUAAAGGCUAAAAUCAUUGCUGAAGCAGCAAACGGACCCACAACACCAGCUGCUGAUAAAAUAUUACUUGAAAAAAAUGUACUUGUCAUUCCUGAUCUUUAUAUUAAUGCUGGUGGUGUUACUGUUUCAUUUUUUGAAUGGCUUAAAAAUUUAAAUCAUGUAUCAUAUGGUCGACUUACUUUCAAGUAUGAAAGAGAAUCAAAUUAUCACUUACUUGAAUCCGUCCAGGAGUCCUUAGAACGUAGAUUUGGACGUGUUGGAGGUAGAAUUCCAGUAACAGCAUCGGAGGCAUUCCAGAAACGUAUAUCAGGUGCUUCAGAAAAAGAUAUUGUUCAUUCUGGUCUCGAUUACACCAUGGAACGAUCAGCCAGGGCCAUUAUGAAGACUGCCAUGAAGUAUAACUUAGGUCUUGAUCUGAGGACAGCUGCUUACGUAAAUUCAAUUGAAAAGAUAUUCACUACAUAUUCCGAAGCUGGUCUUGCAUUCUAAAUACAAAAGAAAUAAUAAUUCACAUAAAUAAUAAAAUAUCUGACAGUAUUUCAGAAACUUAAAAACAAUUUAAAAAUAAAAAUAAUAUUUACACUUUACACUUACCAUAAACAAAAUAAAACAUUUUAUUAUUGUGAAAACAAUAAAAACAUUCACAAAAUAUAGAAAUAGAAAAUAUUCUAAAUGAAAAAAAUAAAAUACUGAAAUAUUGCCAACGCUAAGAGCUAGAGAUUAAGCCAUACUUUCUUGAUGCUAAUAACAAAAAUGAAAUAAAGAAAUAUUUCAAAUAUAAUUUAAAAAUUCAUAAAUACGCAAAAAAAAAAAGAGAAAAUCAAAUUUAAUGCAGCAGUCAGUCUUUUUAUAUUGCACUCAAAAUCAAACAAAAAAUUUUUUUAUAAAACUAAUUAAAUUGUACAAUAAAUUUACUUAUAAAUUACCAUUGUUUAUUGCAAUAUUGAAAAAUCAUUAUUUUAAAUAGAAUGCCAGACAUGUAUCUUAAACCAUAAUGGAAGAAAAAGAAAUCAUAAAUAACUAACAUGUACGAUUAUGGUUACAGUUAAUUAUUUAUGUUUAAAUAAUAUUUUUUGAAUCUUUUUUUUUUUAUAUUAAAAUGCUAUUGAGCAAUGUAUUAUAUGAUUAAUUAAUUUUUUUUAUUGUAUUACAUUCACUAUUAAAAACAAAAUAUUUGUUAAAACUGCUGCUUCUCCUGUUGAUAUUAAAAACUCUUAAAUAUUA
This is a messenger RNA of Aphidius gifuensis, 2589 nucleotides long. It is a transcript of the gene Gdh, whose product is annotated as glutamate dehydrogenase, mitochondrial. Bases 205 to 1854 code for a protein of 549 amino acids. The transcript has 7 exons. The record is from RefSeq and is a predicted model, not a curated record. Gene Ontology annotation, biological process: L-glutamate catabolic process. Lineage: Eukaryota; Metazoa; Arthropoda; Insecta; Hymenoptera; Braconidae. Gene Ontology annotation, cellular component: mitochondrion. Gene Ontology annotation, molecular function: L-glutamate dehydrogenase (NAD+) activity.